Messenger RNA from Talaromyces proteolyticus, 1149 nucleotides. Its product is annotated as putative short-chain dehydrogenase/reductase family protein. Bases 1 to 1149 code for a protein of 382 amino acids. The record is from RefSeq and is a predicted model, not a curated record. Gene Ontology annotation, molecular function: oxidoreductase activity, acting on the CH-OH group of donors, NAD or NADP as acceptor. Lineage: Eukaryota; Fungi; Ascomycota; Eurotiomycetes; Eurotiales; Trichocomaceae. The transcript is spliced from 2 exons.
AUGCAGAAAAUCACAACAACAUCCCGUAUCCUGAGAAGCCAGCCGGCGAAAAAGUGGUAUCACUAUGUAACGCUCGAUCUGAUCAUCAAAGUGCUCAACCAAACCUUCUUACACCCAUUCAUUGCAUGGAUUCUUGUUCUCUGUCUACGCGCCCAAGUCACACCUCCCGAUCAUCCAGUAUGGAUAGGCGCGCUUGGAUAUGCAAUCUUUCUUUCACUAUGGACAGCAGCUGCUAUGUUGAACCGUCGCAUUGCAUAUGGCAUGCCUCGAGAGGCUGAGCCAAGCCAUGAGAUAAUUGUGAUUACCGGUGGGGGAAGUGGACUUGGUCAACUUAUUGCCCAAAUCUAUGGUAUGAGGGGUGCCGGUGUUGCUGUUUUAGACAUCAAAGAAGUAAGUGAGGUGAAUGGCUGGGAUGAACUUUCUGGUGUCGAGUAUUAUCAGUGUGAUGUGGGUGAUCGCAAGGCCUUAGAGUUGACGGCAAAGAGGAUUGAAAAUGAUCUGGGCAAACCAACUGUGCUCAUAAACUGCGCAGCUGCCGGAAUACAUGGGUUGCCGUUGUUGUCCUUAUCUCCAGAAGCCAUGAAGAAAACUAUACAAACCAAUUUACUCGCCCCCUUCCAUGCAUUGCAGGUGUUUCUUCCCGGCAUGAUGGAAACAGAAAACGGCGGCGUCAUUGUCAACGUCAGCUCCGUCCUUGGACAGCUUACAGCUGCUGGUUUGUCGGACUAUUCUACAAGUAAGGCCGGCCUGAGUGCCAUGCAUAGAUCCCUAGAGGCUGAGCUCAGAGCAUCGGGACAUGACGAGAAAAUCAAAACAAUACUAGUCGAAACGGGACAGUUGUUUACCCCAUUGUUCGACGAAAUUCAGACCCCAAGUCAAUUUUUCGCGCCUGUACUCGAGCCCAUGCAAGUCGCGUAUGACAUUGUUUCUGCUAUUGACAAUGGUGAUACCGGUAUCAUCAGGCUCCCUGCUUUUGCUAAAUUGGUGAAUUGGUAUGCCGUAUUACCUGCUUCAAUUCAGAGACUGGCACGUUAUUUGAGCAGAAUAGACACAGCCGUUGCAAAGGCGUACAACGGGCAGACCCGUGUUCCGGAGUCUUCAACUUCGAGCGGAUCAGAGAGCGAAGUCGAAAUAGAGCAGGUGCAAUAA